AUGAAAGUACUCAUCGAUGAUAGACGUGCUGCUUUUGCUGACUGGCAGAACAGCCCUCAGUCUCGGACGAAAGGUGAUACCUUUAGCAAGAAGAAAGCGGCAGCCCAGAGCGUUGUGAUGGUGAAGGUGUGGGUACUGUUGGUGACUUGUCUGGUCGCCUCAGCCACCUCCUUCAAGCACGCCUGGCAGAAUCCAGGCUGCCACAAAGUCGGUCACACCCGUCGUAUCAGCAUUCCAGAGUGUUUAGAGUUCGACAUCACGACCAACGCGUGUCGAGGGUUCUGUGAGUCGUGGUCGGUUCCUUCCGCCUGGCAGACCCUCGCCUCUAACCCCCACCAGGUGGUCACCUCCAUAGGCCAGUGCUGCAACAUCAUGGAUACUGAGGAUCUCACGAACUCCCUAACCAUCGAGUACUGA
Molecule: messenger RNA, 417 nt
Organism: Homarus americanus (American lobster)
Lineage: Eukaryota; Metazoa; Arthropoda; Malacostraca; Decapoda; Nephropidae
Gene: Gpa2
Product: thyrostimulin alpha-2 subunit-like
Exons: 4
Coding region: 1-417 (138 amino acids)
Biological process (GO): cell surface receptor signaling pathway
Molecular function (GO): hormone receptor binding
Source: RefSeq, a predicted model, not a curated record